GUAUUGCUCCGUUUCCGCUCAUUCUGGGGGAGGUUCGUCUUCGAUUUCGGUUCUCCUCAGUCGAUACAAAAGAGAAGGACAAAGCAUGGCGCUGGUUCCGCGUCGCUUAUUCGACCUCGCUUGACACCGCUCGCCAUGGAUCCGGAAGCCGGAGCAGCAGCUCCUCCUCCUCCUCAGAAUCAGGCCAAGCAGAAGCAGAAAGUUUCGUGGAGGUCGGUGCUGCUGCUGGCGUAUCAGAGCCUCGGCGUCGUGUACGGCGACCUGAGCACGUCGCCGCUGUACGUGUACAAGAGCGCGUUCGCGGAGGACAUCCAGCACUCGGAGACGAACGAGGAGAUCUUCGGCGUCCUGUCCUUCGUGUUCUGGACGCUCACCCUCGUCCCCCUCCUCAAGUACGUCUUCAUCGUGCUCAGGGCCGACGACAACGGCGAGGGCGGCACGUUCGCUCUCUACUCCCUGCUGUGCCGGCACGCCCGGGUCAACUUCCUGCCGAGCUGCCAGGUGGCGGACGAGGAGCUCUCCGACUACAAGAAGGACGGCGCCGGCUCGUCCCCGAAGACGAGCUUCGGAUCGAGGCUCAAGUCGGCGCUGGAGAGGCGCCGGGUGCUGCAGAGGCUCUUGCUCAUCUUGGCCUUGAUCGGGACUUGCAUGGUGAUUGGCGAUGGUGUCCUCACGCCGUCUAUUUCAGUAUUUUCAGCGGUGUCGGGUCUUGAACUUUCGAUUGCCAAGGAGCAUCACAAAUAUGUAGAAGUUCCGGUUGCAUGCGUCAUACUAAUAGGCUUGUUUGCUCUUCAACAUUACGGUACCCACAGGGUUGGAUUCUUGUUUGCUCCAGUGGUUGUGCUAUGGCUUUUCUGCAUCAGUGCCAUAGGCUUAUACAAUAUUUUUCAUUGGAAUCCUCAUGUGUACCAAGCACUGUCUCCGUAUUACAUGUACAAAUUCUUGAGGAAAACUCAACGGGGAGGUUGGAUGUCCCUUGGUGGGAUCUUGUUGUGUAUAACAGGUUCUGAAGCUAUGUUUGCCGAUCUUGGACACUUUUCCCAACUGUCAAUUCAGAUCGCAUUCACCUCUGUGGUUUAUCCGUCCCUGAUUCUUGCAUACAUGGGACAAGCUGCCUACCUAUCUAAGCAUCAUGUAGUUGAUACUGACUACAGAAUCGGGUUUUAUGUUUCUGUGCCAGAAAAACUGAGAUGGCCUGUACUGGGAAUAGCCAUACUUGCUGCUGUUGUUGGCAGCCAAGCUAUUAUCACCGGAACCUUUUCAAUUAUUAAACAGUGUUCUGCUCUGGGCUGCUUUCCAGGAGUUAAAAUUGUGCAUACAUCAUCAAAAAUUCACGGUCAGAUUUACAUCCCAGAAAUUAAUUGGAUCUUGAUGGUAUUAUGCUUGGCUGUCACUAUUGGUUUCAGAGACACAAAAAGCUUGGGUAAUGCAUCAGGUUUGGCAGUUAUAACGGUUAUGUUGGUUACCACCUGUCUAAUGUCCCUAGUCAUCGUCCUAUGCUGGCAUCAGAGCGUUGUGGUCGCAAUUGCGUUCGUAUUUUUCUUUGGAACAAUUGAAGCGCUCUACUUCUCCGCUUCUCUUGUCAAGUUCCUUGAAGGAGCAUGGGUACCAAUUGCCCUGGCAUUCGUCUUCCUUAUUGUGAUGUGUAUCUGGCACUAUGGCACUCUCAAAAAGUAUGAGUACGAUGUUCAAAACAGGGUCUCUGUCAACUGGCUUAUGAGCUUGGGUCCCAGCCUCGGCAUUGUACGUGUGCGGGGGAUUGGGUUAGUCCACACAGAGCUCGUGUCGGGGAUUCCUGCAAUAUUCUCCCAUUUUGUCACCAAUCUUCCAGCUUUUCAUCAGGUACUAGUGUUUCUCUGCAUUAAAUCUGUCCCUGUUCCACAUGUUAGGCCAGAGGAACGGUUUCUCGUGGGCCGCAUCGGUCCCAGGGAGUUUAGGCUCUAUAGGUGCAUCGUACGGUAUGGAUAUAGGGACAUCCACAAGGACGACUUGGAAUUCGAAAAUGAUCUGGUUUGUAGCAUUGCGGAGUUUAUACGCACUGGAAGUGCAGGACCCUGCGGUGCAAAUGAAGAUAACUUGAAGGACGAGGACAAAAUGACUGUUGUAGGAACUUCUGCUACCCAUGCUGAUGGGAUUCAAAUGAGCGAGGACAAUGUUGAUGAUGUUGGAGUUGCAGGAUCAUCGAGGAGGGAGAUACGAUCGCCGCCAUUGAUCAAGCCAAGGAAAAAGAGAGUGCGGUUUAUCGUGCCAGAGAGUCCAAAGAUUGAUGUGGAAGCACGAGACGAGCUGCGGGAACUGAUGGAAGCAAGGGAAGCUGGAGUUUCCUACAUAUUGGGACACUCGUACGUGAGAGCGAAGCAAGGUUCGAGCUUUUUUAGGAAGAUGGUAAUUAACUUAGGGUACGACUUUUUGAGCAGAAAUUGCAGGGCACCCACCAACGCAUUUAGUGCGCCUCAUGCCUCAACUUUGCAGGUAGGCAUGGUCUACCCUAUUUAAUUUUGGCAUUAUUCAGAUGUAUGUAUAUAAGGAAUUGCAAUAUCAAAAGGAAAGAUGAAAAGAAAGCCUGGAAAAAAGAGGAAAAUGAAAUCUUCUAUCCAGUUCAGUUUUGGCCAAAUAAUGCGCGAGAAGAGACGAUGAGCAUGCUACUUGGGCGAUGCGAUGAUGGUCGGCGUAGACGGCCAAACAAAUUUUUCGUGUAGAGUUUUGGGAAAUUUCAAACGGUGCGGAUGAUUUUAUACAUCGUAUAAGCUACGCAUCUUUAUAGUAA
Syzygium oleosum is the source of this 2767-nucleotide messenger RNA. RefSeq names its product potassium transporter 6-like. Gene Ontology annotation, cellular component: membrane. Lineage: Eukaryota; Viridiplantae; Streptophyta; Magnoliopsida; Myrtales; Myrtaceae. The record is from RefSeq and is a predicted model, not a curated record. Gene Ontology annotation, biological process: potassium ion transmembrane transport. The transcript has 8 exons. Gene Ontology annotation, molecular function: potassium ion transmembrane transporter activity. The coding region runs from base 136 to 2496 and encodes 786 amino acids.